CUGUUUUCGCCCUUUCUCCAUCGCAACAAAAGCUCCUAAACGAUGCAAGCCGCAAGAACCGGAGGAAAAGAUCCAUCCGCCGCAAGCGGAGGCGGCGCCACCGCGGCCCAGCCGCAGAAAUUGAGGGAAAAGAAAGUGAGGGAUCUGAUAGCGGGCAAUAGGAGGAGGCUCGUGGAGGUGCCGUACACCGCGUCCCUCGCCGACACGAUGAACGCCCUGCUCGCGAACAAGGUGGCGGCGGUUCCCGUGGCCGCGCCGCCCGGACACUGGAUCGGCGCCGGCGGAUCGAUGAUAAUGGAGUCGGACAAGCAGACGGGGGCCACCAGGAAGCAGUACAUAGGGAUGGUCACCAUGCUUGAUGUGCUGGCUCACAUCGCCGGGAAUCAAGUCGGCGCGGCGGAGGGCGGCGCCGACGUCGCAGAUCUCGACCGGAAAAUGCAGGUUCCGGUGUCCUCCAUUAUCGGGCAGUGUCUCGAGAGCCUCAGCUUGUGGACGCUCAACCCUAACACUGACAUAACUGACUGUAUGGAAGUAUUCAGCAAAGGCAUACACAGAGCCUUAGUCCCUGUGGACAGCCACAUGGAAAACAUAGCCGGAGUUGAGCUAAUCGAGUCAGCAUCGAGCUACCGUAUGGUCACACAAAUGGACCUCCUCAAGUUCCUAAAGGAUCACGAGCACGAGUUGAGAGGCAUUCUCGAGCAACCCGUGAAAGGACUUGGAGCAAUUUGCGAUUUCGUAUUUGGGAUUUCUAGUGAUGCAAAAGUGGCCGACGCCAUCAAGUGCAUGAGCGGUGCCUCACUCAAUGCAGUGCCGAUUGUGGAGUCUACUGACGAUAUCAAGGAGGAAACUCGGGAGCUUAUCAAUGGCAAAAAUCGGAAAGUUGUGGGGACAUUGUCGACCACAGACCUAAGAGGAUGUCCCAUGCCACUACUUCAAUCUUGCCUGAAAACGAACAUCCUGGAUUUCAUCAACCGGCUGUCCGGGACACCCCUGCAUGAGACAUCGGGCUUGAGGAACUCCACUAAAGAACUCAUCACGUGCAGGCCCGAAUCUUCCCUUGGUGAGGUGGUCAACAAGGUUGUUAACAAUCACGUCCAUCGGGCCUGGGUUGUGGACGAGUUCGGUUUGCUUGUUGGGCUGAUUACUCUGACUGAUAUAAUGAGGGCUGCCCGGGUUUGGCUGCUUUCGGAGGCUGUUUGAUAGAUCCUUGCUAAGGUUGUUCCGAGUUUUGCUGUGUGUCUGGGUUUUCUGUGUUGUGAUGUAAUAACUGGCUGAGAAGGAGCAGCUUGCCUUUUAUGUUGACCUUUUUGAGAUGCUAGUGGUCAAGCAGUUUUAAUUGUGUGGUAAUUAAGAUAAGUGGCUCGAUGAUAUUUUCACACUUAAAUAUGAUACUUUAAAAACAUGCAUAAAAAUA
This is a messenger RNA of Striga asiatica, 1414 nucleotides long. The record is from the annotation of a GenBank genome assembly. Lineage: Eukaryota; Viridiplantae; Streptophyta; Magnoliopsida; Lamiales; Orobanchaceae.